Molecule: messenger RNA, 1680 nt
Organism: Trichoderma breve
Lineage: Eukaryota; Fungi; Ascomycota; Sordariomycetes; Hypocreales; Hypocreaceae
Product: heterokaryon incompatibility protein (HET) domain-containing protein
Exons: 1
Coding region: 1-1680 (559 amino acids)
Source: RefSeq, a predicted model, not a curated record
AUGACAGCUGAGCCUUCUCAAGGCAUUCAAGAACCUCACGGCAUCAAAGUGAUUGAUAUUGAAGAAGGGAAAGUCAAAAAAGCUUUGCCAGGUUGUCGAUAUGUUGCGCUUUCUUACGUGUGGGAGCCACUCCCGGCCGGCCAGAAACCUGAUGAAUACAAGGAGGAUUCACCUUUGGACCUCUCACGCCUACCUCGAACCAUUCUUGACGCGAUUGAUGCUUGUCAAGCCUUGAAUGAAAGAUACUUAUGGGUUGAUGCUCUUUGCAUCAAUCAGAGAGAUGAAAGAGAUAUAUACCAAAUUGGCCAGAUGGACAGAAUUUACAGCUUUGCAGUUGCUACAAUAGUAGCGGCCUGUGAUAAAGAAGCCACGGAAGGCUUACCAGGCAUUCGGUCCCGUAGCUCGGUACGCUCAGAGCCUCCACCAGUCGAUAUCUUGGACGGGACUCUUUGGAGCUCUAGAGGUUGGACAUAUCAGGAAUUUGUUCUCUCUCGACGGCUUCUGCUCUUCACUUCUGCUGGAAUAUAUUUCUACUGCGCCGAGAGCAACAUUACCAGUUUGAAUGGAUGGGAAUUGCCAAGCAUAGGUUAUGCGACUUGUUGGCGUGCUUACAACGAGACGCUUGCAAUCUACUCAGGACGAAGGCUUGGAAGAAAGUCCGACACCCUUAACGCCAUUACUGGCGUACACAGAGUAUUUGCUCGCUACACGGAUGACACUUAUCUGUGUGGCUUACCAGCACGGCAGAUUUUCUAUGCCUUGCUCUGGCAACCACUAGCAGUUUCCCAACGUCAGUCAGCUUGGCCAAGCUGGUCGUGGGCUGGAUGGACUGGCAGUGGUGAUGAUCUGUGCGUUGUUGGAAAUCCUUGCCAGGACGCGGUCACUGAUCAGUGGGGUGAUUCCCCUGCGAGAUGGGGAAGCACUGGCCGGGUAUUUCUUCCUCGACUUGAGAACCUUAAAUUCGAAGCUUCGAAUGGUAUAGAAUUGGACAUCCCUCUCUUCCCGGAUGACGAGGCACUCAAACAAUACUUGAGCAAUCAGCGUGAUAAAGCACUACCAGCUCUAGCAGAGGACAGAACUUUUUGGGAAUCCGGGUAUCUAAAGUUCAAAGCAACAAGCAAGCAAUUCUCCAUUACUCCCGAUGUCAACAAUCCUAGGGUGUCUAAAGACCAUCCAAAAUUGAAGAGGUGUCGGAUAUUAGACGGUGACAGAUGGAUAGGAACCAUUUUCCUAAACCCGGAUGAUGGUGGUAACUAUCCAGACAUCUUAGGGCCUUGUGAGUUCAUAGUCUUGACGACUUUCAAGGCCUAUAACCACAAGAUUGCUGCUUCUUUCCUAGAAGGACUCCUAGAUAUGUCUGUUGAAGAUAAGGAGCCAGCGAUAUUUCCAGCGGAAUACUACCAAGCAGGCCGUGCACAGCAAGAGCGGCAAUUCCGUAUGUGGAUGGCCGGUGAAUUCCAUUCAAAGAAGGGGUACAGGACUAGAGGGGGAAGUAAUUGGGGAAGAAGCUGGGAGUCGGAAAGGGAUCCCCAUAGGGGCAUGCCAUAUCCUGCGCAUUUUGAUUGCUCGCAUGUGAUGUGGAUUGAACGAAAAGGAGACGUUGUUUAUAGGAAGGCAAUCGGUAUUGUUGGUGGCGAUCAUUCGCACGGGUCGUCCUUGGAGGAGUUCUGCUUGGGAUAA